This is a messenger RNA of Polistes dominula (European paper wasp), 1176 nucleotides long. RefSeq lists its product as uncharacterized. Lineage: Eukaryota; Metazoa; Arthropoda; Insecta; Hymenoptera; Vespidae. The record is from RefSeq and is a predicted model, not a curated record.
AUGAGAAUUUGGCACAUCACAUUUUUACUUGGUCUUUUGACCCUGGUAGUAUGCGAGGAGAAGGAGAAGAACAUCAUCGAUAAAAAAGAUGUCGAGAAUGAUAAUAAGGCUAACAGUGAUCUUAACGAAAAACGCCAAGACAAACGUGGGCUCGGUCAUUUCGAAGGUAGUUACGAUGGUCAUGACGGAGGUUACGGUGGUGGCGAUUAUGGGGGAGGUGAUUACGGUGGUGGCGAAAUCCAUUCGUCCGGUGGAGACGGAGGUGGAUACGAGGGUGGAUACGAGGGUGGUUACGGAGGUGGAUAUGGAGGAGGUGAUGAUGGUGGCAAGGUCAAACAAAUAACUAUCGUGAAGAACGUCAAGGUUCCUUAUCCGGUAGAGAAGAAGGUACACUAUCCGGUCGAAAAAGAAGUACCGUAUCCAGUAAAAGUACCAGUACCGCAGCCAUAUCCGAUCGAAAAGAAGAUUCCUGUACCUGUAAAGGUACUUGUGAAGGUGCCCGUUCAUAUACCGCAACCUUAUCCAGUGGAAAAGAAGGUGCCCUAUCCCGUGCACGUACCAGUUGAAAGACCAGUACCUUACAAAGUUUAUGUACCACAACCGUAUCCGGUCGAGAAGAAGAUACCCUAUCCAGUAAAGGUACCAGUGCCACAACCGUUCCCAGUUGAAAAGCCUGUACCAUAUACGGUAAAGGUACCGGUCCACGUAUCAGCGCCCUUCCCAGUGGAAAAACCUGUACCGUAUCCAGUUGAGGUACCAGUCGAGAGGCCCUAUCCCGUACACAUACCGAAACCGUAUCCGGUACCCGUGGAAAAACAUGUACCGGUACCAGUAGAAAAACCAGUGCCUUAUCCUUACAAGGUUCACGUAGAAAAACCCGUGCCCUAUCCGGUCGAAAAACCAGUACCUGUACACGUUAAAGUACCAGUACCUGCACCCUAUCCAGUUGAAAAACCUGUACCGGUACCAGUAGACAAACCUGUGCCUUAUCCCGUUAAAGUACCCGUCGAACGACCAGUACCAGUUCACGUAUCUAAACCGGUCCCCGUGCCAGUAGAAAAGCCAGUACCGGUUCCUGUUAAAGUACCAGUUCCGGUACCGGUACAUCAUCAUGAAUCGUCUCAUGGUUCUUACGAGGGUGAUUACGGCUCUAGUUACGGUGGACAUCAUUUUUAA